Molecule: messenger RNA, 1064 nt
Organism: Solanum stenotomum
Lineage: Eukaryota; Viridiplantae; Streptophyta; Magnoliopsida; Solanales; Solanaceae
Product: cyclin-J18
Exons: 1
Coding region: 311-1027 (238 amino acids)
Source: RefSeq, a predicted model, not a curated record
UGUAAACUAUGUGUGUCAUUAUUACUCCUUAACAACACUAUCUAUCUCUAUUACUAUGAACACCAUACUUGAAUUGGAUUUCCGAUCCAUUGAUUAGUAGCACUUUUCGAUCGAUUCAACCUUAGAAGAAUCCCUGUUACACAAAUUUGAUAAUCAUACUCAUUUCCUCUAUGAUUUCAAACCGGUAGAUUGUUCUUCUGCUGAUUUUGUUUGCACUGGGUUCCAACAUCACCUGGACAAAUAGAUAAAUUUGGUUGCGGUGAAUUUCUUCAACAUUUGGUUCUCUUAGGCAUUUCAGAAAACAGGUUCUAUGCACAGAGAGGGAUCGAGAAUGAAGGAGGAGGUUUGCUCUUGUUUGCGAGCUCGACUUGUAGAAUUCCUCAUUCAAUCAGCUCAAGACCUUCAAGUUUCUCCGAUCGUCAAAUACUCAGCACUGUCACUUUUCGCCGAUCGAUUCUACCCAGCUCUUACCGGGGAAGAAACUAAGGAUGCUAAGAGCUGGCUCUUACGGCCUCUGAGAGAAAGCAAUUUGCAGCUAUUUGCGCUUGUUGCAAUAUGGACCUCAAGCAAAAUACACGAUUCUCCUUCCCUAAGUGUGAAAUCCUUCAAGUCUCUGGCUGACAUCACCAUUAAAGAGCAGCAUUUUACAACAAAGGAUUUUCUGGAAGCUGAGCUAGUGUUAAUGCAGGUAUUGAAAUUUGAGAUCGGCAUGUUAAGCAUUCCCUUCCGAUUCUUCGAAGAUCUACUUACGAAGUUUAGUGAAGUUGCUAGAGUUGGAAAGCAAUUAAGCUUGGAAGCUUGCAUGGAUAUCAUGGACCUGAUAUAUGAAAAGGGGGAGAUUUCAUCUUUCAAUUGUUCUUCUCAUCAUCUAGCCGCAUCGAUUGUUGUUGCUGCAUAUGCAAUCACAGUUCCAUUGCAAAAGAGUGAAUUCCCCAUUCUUGUAUGGGUUAAGUUUGUCACUUCGUGCAGAGAGGAGGAUAUUGUAGACACUGUCAAAAAUAUUCUAAUGCAUGUGUUUGAAGCUUGAAUUUUAUUGUAUUUCAUGUAACAACAUACCCAACGUA